AUGUACCGACCUGGUUACUGGUCGGAUGACCCCAUGGAUGGAAUCCUAGGUGCCGGUAUGGCGCGCCCGGGCGCCACGUCCCGUCGCUUCGAUGAAUACUAUCGCUGCUACCCAGUGGCGAUGCUUCCUGGUCCUGAAAGAGAGAAUGUGAACCACGGUGGCAAGGUCAUCAUGCCUCCCAGCGCAUUGGACAAGCUUACCCGACUUCACAUUACUUAUCCGAUGUUAUUCGAGCUUCAUAAUGGUGCGAAAGAGAGGAUGACGCAUGCAGGUGUCCUUGAGUUUAUUGCUGAAGAGGGAAAAAUAUAUUUGCCAUUCUGGCUGAUGCAAACAUUACUACUGGAACCUGGCGAUCUUCUUCAAAUCAAAUCGACAGACCUCCCUCCUGGCCAGUUCAUCAAACUCCAAGCACAGUCGAUCUCCUUCCUCGAUAUUAGUGACCCGAAAGCUGUGCUAGAAAACGCCUUUCGGAAUUUCUCAUGCCUUUCCAAAGGCGACGUCUUCACUUUUUCAUACAAUGAUCAAGUAUAUGAGAUGGCAGUGCUGGAGACAAAACCUUCUGGGACUAAGAAUGCUGUGUCCGUUCUAGAGACCGACUUGGAGGUUGAUUUCGCCGCUCCGGUUGGAUUCGAAGAACCACAGCGAACUAGCGGGACCAGCACACCCGGUAGCGUCAUUAGCGGUGGGAAGCUUCCAGCUGGUGGACUUUUACACCCCCAUGGCACCAUGGCACAAUCAAUCAACUACUCCGCCAUUGCCCCCGAGGCCACCUCUGCUGCCACAGGUGCCCGUGCGGCAUCAUCCAACUUUUUGUCUGGAGGACAGCGCCUGAACGCUAAAAAGGGCAGCAAGGCUCCGACCCCUAACCCUUCUACUCCUACUCCAGGUGCUUCAAGUUCCUCACAUCCGCUUCCAACCCGAAGAAUCAACGGCCCGCAACCACUUCGACUCCCGCCCAAUCAACUCUUCUUCGGGUAUGCAAUCAAACCCGUCAAACCCCGUGAUGAGAAUGGUUUGGUUGUCCCAGAUGACCAGCCUAAGUUCCAAGGAAUUGGAAAAACUUUGCGUGGGAAGCGAAAGGAUCUGUCCGACUCUGCCACCCCCUCGGGGAGUGAAACUGAGGGCCAAAAGAGCAAGGAAAACACUAAAAAGUCCGACGGUGGGGGUCGAACUUUGGGAAAGCACUAA
Messenger RNA from Penicillium roqueforti, 1188 nucleotides. Its product is annotated as polyubiquitin-binding protein UFD1. Gene Ontology annotation, cellular component: VCP-NPL4-UFD1 AAA ATPase complex. Gene Ontology annotation, molecular function: polyubiquitin modification-dependent protein binding. NCBI's taxonomy places the organism in Eukaryota, Fungi, Ascomycota, Eurotiomycetes, Eurotiales, Aspergillaceae. The record is from RefSeq and is a predicted model, not a curated record. The transcript is spliced from 3 exons. The coding region runs from base 1 to 1188 and encodes 395 amino acids.